This is a messenger RNA of Xyrichtys novacula (pearly razorfish), 5512 nucleotides long. The record is from the annotation of a GenBank genome assembly. NCBI's taxonomy places the organism in Eukaryota, Metazoa, Chordata, Actinopteri, Labriformes, Labridae.
AUGGUGAACGGCAGCAUCAUCAAGUGUGAGUUUGUGGUCCCAAAUGUGAACGCUACCAGCACGAGGAACGCUGCGACGAAAAUUGCGACCAUGUUCUCCGUCCUUCUUGGGACUGGAACUUUCACAGGAGGUAAGUCAAGACAGUUAAACACCAGAAGCACAAGAACAAAACUUUAGUAAAAGUACAAGAACUAAUAUUCUAUGUAAUUAUUUUCAUUUUCUGCUUCAAAUAGAAACAAUACUCUCCUCUCUGUUGGCACAUUAUACAUCAUCUGUAGCACUGGUUGAGAUUCAUGAUCAAGAAUAAAAUCAAUCAAAUGUCGAAUCAAUAUCGAAUAUCUCCUCUUGUAUUUUUGGUUAGAUAUGAUUGGUGAUUUUAACGUCAGCCUGGACAGCGGUUUUCUAAACCUCGCCGACCCGGCCAGCAACAUCACCACCACAGAAGCACCCAGCAACAUGACGACAGCGCCCAGCAACAUGACGACAGUUUCAGGAUCCAACAGAGGAGUCGAGCCUCAUGGUAAAUCAUUCACAACAAUGUGUGUCAAAGAUUUGCUAUUUGGUGUCUGAGUUGAGGGCCGUACCUCAAACACUCUUUAUUACUGCUGUCUCAUAAUCCACCUUCAUGAACAGACAUUGUCUAAUAAACGUCUCUUUCCUUCCAGCUGUGCUGCUCGUGCUGAGUGUCCUCACACUUCCUGUCAUGCUCAGAGGCUGAAACGUCUCAUCGGAGGACGCCAUUACCAGUUGAACACAAUGAAGACACUGAUGCGCUGGAUUUACGCACAGAGAAAAACUGAGUGUCAGCCUGAUGUUUGAAAUACUUUUACUGACAUGCUUUAUAUAUAUUAUUUUUGCACUUUAUUCGUACCUGAGAUACACGCUAAUUAACCAGCAUCUGCAGAUACUUCUCAAAAUUUUACUCUUCAUAAUAUCUUCUGCAUGAUGCUGCAGAAGAGGAAAUGUGUAUUUGGUUUUGCACUGUGUAAACAACCUUAAUGAUUAAACUGAAUCUGCUCACAUGUUUAUCUCAGGUGCUGAAAUACUUUAAAAAUCGUGACUCACAUUGAGAAGCUCAUUAACUAUCACACUUGUAUUGGCUUCUUCCUGCUGAGAAAAUGACCGAGUAAUAAAGUUGGCGAGUCGGGGAUCUUUAAUGAUUUAAUGAUUCUUUAAAGUUGGGGUAGGCAGGAAUCUGUUAAAGAAGCAUCUUUUUUGUGGAGUAUACACAAAAAAGCUUUUAAUAUGAGUCAAUAGAUAUUAGUUAUUGAUGACAUUUGGUUAUAUCACAAUAUCGCUGUGAUUUGUGAUGUCUUUGUAGUUAACAUUUUAUCAUUUUUUAAUGGUCCGCUCUUUCUGACUGUAAACAAAGCCGUUCUCCACCUCUCGGACCUGAUUGGUUGUGAGGCAGACGCUGCUCCCUCGUGUUGUGAGGUACGCUCAAAGUCCUCGAAUAACGUGCACGGGCCCAAACAAAGUAAGUUAGUUAGCUGAAUAACGGGCACUUCAAAAGGAGGUAGACCGGACAAGAGCUAAACAGCCGGGUCAACAAUGAUGGGGGACGCUUCAGGAUCUUCCUGACCCUGUAACCUUUCUGCUGGACAGGUAAACCGCUUUAACAAAGUAAGACAAGUGUCUGUAACAGAAGUGUUUCUUGUCAAACGGGACCUGCUGUAGCGUGUUGUAGCGCCGCUAAACUGUCCUCCCUCGGGUCCUGGACUAUGUCACUUUAUCCUAGUUGUAGAAGUCCUGCAAACAUUGUGUUUGCUGGUAGUCUGUUGACAUCUACAGGAGCACCAAUGCUUUUUACUUUCACUUGACUGGGCCCCAUUUGUAAUUAUCUGAAUUUAACUGGAACGAUAUGAGCGAGCAGGAGCGUCUGUUUGUGGGCGGGGCAGAGAGGGAGGGGAGAGGAAAACUGGUUAGGAGGGGUAGAGCUUACAUCCAAGAUUUCUCCCGAAAAACUGGCACUUCCUCAGAUCCUGCCUACCCCACCUUUAAAUGAUGAAACAGACAGGAUUAAGACAGGAUUUUACAACAGAAAAUCAUAAUUAAUAUAAUAAUUACCAAUUAUUACACUUUAAUGUAUCUUAACAAUUUUUCCUGAAGCUCUUUUUUUCAUUGAAACUGAGUGAAUAAAAUGUGAAUAAGUUAAACUAAGAAAUGAGCCAUUCAAUACUGCACAUAUUUUAUUAUGAUGCAACAUAUGUCUUUAGGAAAAAAAAAAACAUCUCAAUCUAUGACAAGAGAUUUAGAUCGAUUUGAAAACAUUACAGUCAUUAAAAAAUAUCUAACAUCAUUCCUAUGUUUAUAAAAACAACUGACUCUGCCUCAUAAAUGUCUCUUUAUGCACAUCAUAAAAAAUCUAACUUUUGCUUAUAAAAUUUUGAUCACAGAUGAUACAUUUUCAUCAUAUCUACUUUGAGAAAAUAUUUUAUCUAACCCUUUGACCUUUGUUUUAAAAAUCUACUGUAUACAGGCUGGAUUUUAGGAAAUAUAAUAGGAAAUGGAAAGAACGGGGGUGUGACAUAUCUGAGCACACACACGAAUAAUUGUGAUUUUUCUACUAUUCCUGUCCACACUAAUGAUAUUUACUUUAAAACUCCUGUGAGGAGACUUUUUGACAUUAAUGUAAUAGACAGAAAUGGAUAUUUAUGCCUUUUUAUGAUAUGAAAGGAUUUUAGGGUGGUCCCUUUGAAGGCUGAUUAGAUUUAAAGAGGGGGUCAUGCCACCCCUUUCCACCCUCUGGACACACUCCUGCAAAGGAAACAAAGAUAAAGCCUACAAACCAUCAUCCUGGUAGGAUUGCCUAAACAAUACUGUGAUUUGCACUGAAAGAAAAUACUCCAUUUAUAAAAGGGACAUUUAGCCCUUUAUGCUAAAGGAGCUAAAAACCACUUUGUACAAUCUGAUCAGUUUAAAUCAAUACUUCUUUAACAAACUAAAAAAACUGUCUUCACUGUACUUCAUUCCCCCAAUCCUUCUGCCUCUCCUUCUCCUUCUCACAAUCUUUCUCCUUUUCCCGCUUCAUGGUUGCUAUGGCGACAGCCUCCUCAAAAUUCAUACUGAGAGGACUGUUUCUGUUAACGUCCCUCAUGAAACUUUCAUCCACAUCCCUCCACCUCUCCCUGUCUCCACCCCUGAGUUCAGGCGUUCCUUCUCCCUCGUCUUCCUCGGCUCCGUCUUUCUCCUGCCCUCUUGAGUAAACUUUUUCCCCCUCUGUUGGGAUUUUCACCGUGUUUUCUCUGUUUUUGUCGGCGUCUUUUCUCUCUCUUUGCUGCUGUCGGAGGGUCAUGGCGGUGAUUUUGCAGUGCUGAGGCUUCGGAGGCACGACAGGCAGUGCUUUCACUUGAUAAAACUUUGGAUUUUUGGAGACGACCAGCUUUCUUCCCACACCUUUGCCUUCUGUCAGGGCCUUUAAAUCAGACCUGACCUCUUUCACAUCCAUACUUUUUAUUCUUAUUUGCUGCUUAUCAGCCCGUAUUUUGCUGCUGCUCUCUUCUUCUUUUCCUCCUGAAGCUUUUCCUUCUCUGUCAUGUUGCUGCGCCUCUUUGCUGACGACACACUUCUCUUUUACUACUUCUUCUAGUUCAGUUGUACUCUGUAAAUUUGCCUCAUUUUCCACUUUAACUCGCGUCUCUUCUGGGUUCAUAAGAAUUUCUUCAGUUUUAACCUCUCUUUCAUUUUGAUCUUCUCCAACUUUUUUAUCCUUUUCACUAGAGACACUUGCUCUUGCAGUUUUCUUCACAUCUUGUGCACCUUCCUCUUCCUCUAUAACCUCACAUGCAACAUCCUCUAAGUCGUCCCAAAUCACACUAUCCUCUUCUUUUCCAUCUUCUUGAAUCUCCCCUUCCUGCUCUUCCUCUUUGUUGUCCAUAGUUUCUUCUACCCUCAGGCUCUCCUCACUUUCUUUUCUUUCCACGGUUAUUUCUUGACAUGUGUCCUCUUUGGAAACCUUGUCCUCUCCCUCAUCACUGUCUCCUCUAUCACAGGAUUGCAGCUCCUCUGUUGCCCUCAUGGAAAAGUCUCUAAUUUCUUCUGAAGGACCAUCAUCAGGUUCUCCUUGAAUGGAACUGUGAGAAUCAUCUAUAGACUCAUGUUUCUCUAUCAUGGCGUCCGGCGUGCUACAUGAUUCGUCAGUAGUCAGCUGGGGGAGCUCAGGGCGGCAGUGUGUGGACUCCUCUGGAGAUACAGGCUGAUCUUCGUCACUUUGAGGGUCUUCCAGAGCAACGUGAUCCUCUUCUGUCUCUUCACUGUGAAAAUCAUCAAAAAAAGAGACAAUUUUAAGAGUGUUUUUGGUCGAUUUUCACAUUUGACCAACAGUUGGUUUUGAGCUUAUUAAAAAACCUUAAUUUUCUUGGUUUAACUUAACAUUGAAGUGAUAUAUGGAGGAUUCAGGGGAUCUUCUUUUUAUUGGUUUAAGCCAAACAUACGAAGAUUAUCUGUUUUUAUUCAAUUUAAGCAAUUUUAAAAACUUUCUUCUGCUGCAACGAGGAGAGAGAAAUCAGUGCUUUCAGGCCAUGGUUACCCUUUUUUGGUAUAACAUAGGGGCAAAUACGAAUGUUUUGAUAAACUUACAUAUAUUAGCUUUACAAAGAGAUUACUUAUUGAUUAAAGUUAUGUAUCAAUCAAAGGUUUGUGAAGAUUAGCUAAGAUGCGCUCCUGUACUGAUAUUAGUCACUGGAAAUAAAGAGAUUAUUUCUUCUGUCUCAUAAAAGUUAUGCAGCCUCACAUUAAACCAUAUAUUGUAAAGCAUGAGUGUCUCAGUGAUGUCAACUGUCGUCUCACUUAGAGGCUGUUAUGAAGCCAAUGAUAGCCGUCAACACUUGGAGUUUAGGACAAAGACUAGCUGCCAAACUCGAUAGCUAACUAUUAGCCUUGAUACACUAAAGCUAGUAAGUUAUUUUUAAAAUAGUCACAGUUGUAACUGUAGUCUGUAGGUACUAUCAUCUUAAUUUUUAUGGUUUUAUAAAUGCAAAAAAACAAAAAGUCUGUUUGUUUAAAAGCUUCUGAAUUCAGUCCAUUAAUAGCUAGCAGAGUAGCGGCGCAAGCUAGCAGUAUGACUCAGCAUAUUUCAGUUUUUCUUAACAGGGUCCUAUUUUGCCUCAUGUUGUUCAAUCUUUAAAUCUUUUUCUAAUUUGUGCUUUGCUACAGUAUAAUGAAGCCUUAAAUCUUCAUUAAUGCCAAAAACAGCUCCGGCUUUAGCUUAUUUUUGGACCAUUUAACCAACUUUCACGCAGCUCAUCACAGCAGCAGUAUUUUGCUCUGUAACUCCUUAACACAGAGAGGUGGUCCGAUCCUUUAAACCUGCUUUGGUUCCUAUUUUUACCACUAGAGGGCAGCACCACUAUGUACAUAGCUAGUGAUGCAACGCACUUUGCUAAUAGGAAACGAUUUUUUUCUGUAGGAUGGUAGGCAAAUGUCCCUGUUAAUAGAUGUAGCACAUACAGAGAAAUAAAUGUACCUUUAGUUUGAGUCGUAUUUUGAAAUUUCAAAAUUUUAGCUCUGGCUG